Molecule: messenger RNA, 4826 nt
Organism: Styela clava
Lineage: Eukaryota; Metazoa; Chordata; Ascidiacea; Stolidobranchia; Styelidae
Source: RefSeq, a predicted model, not a curated record
UAUGAAAUAUUGUUAUUUCAGUAUUAAGAAAUAGGUUCAGAUUCAAUAAUUUAUAUUUACGAAUUUUAUAACAUAGACACUUGUCUAUUUUUCAAGGAAAAUGUUGAAAAUAACAACAGAUAAAGAGAAUCCGCCUGUAGUUUUGUUCCUGUUAUCAGAGCAUGCGGAAAAUGUCAAAAUUGAGUUUAUUUCGGGCAAAGAAACUUCCCACAACAUAUCAAAUGACAUCAAACUGACUGGUGAUGCCUCAAUUUCUCGUUAUGUUGCUCGAUUAACGAAGAAUUCAUCAACAUCCUUAUAUGGUCAUUCAGUUCUUGAUGCUACAGAAAUAGACCACUGGGUGUCAUUUGCGAGCGUUCAUCUCAACGGAUCAAAGAAUCUCAAGAAUAUUCUCACUCAUUUGGAAUCUGCUCUUGCUUUGAGGACUUUCCUUGUUGGAGACUCAAUCUCACUGGCAGAUCUCGCUGUUUGGGGACAUCUGAGAAUGAGCAAAGAAUGGUCAAAAUUGUCUCAAAAUAAGAACAACAACAAGACAUUCCAAAACAUUAAUCGAUGGUAUAAUUUCUUGGCUUCAAAGCCAAAAUUCAAGGCUGUCAAUGGAAAACUUCCUUCACAGAAUGACGUUUCAUCAACCAAGCAAACUAAAGAUGAAGGCAAAUUCAUUGACUUACCAGGAGCUGAGAUAGGCAAGGUUGUUGUCAGAUUUCCUCCGGAAGCAAGCGGCUAUCUUCAUGUUGGUCAUGCUAAGGCUGCUCUGCUGAACCAACAUUAUCAGCUUGCAUUCAAAGGAAAACUGAUCAUGAGAUUUGAUGACACAAAUCCAGCAAAAGAAAAAGAAGAUUUUGAGAAGGUUAUAUUGGAUGAUGUAAAAAUGCUUGAUAUCAAACCGGACAUUUUCACAUUCACGUCGGAUAGUUUUGAAAAAAUCAAGUCGUACGCUGAACAACUUAUUAAAUCAGGGGAUGCUUAUGUGGAUGAUACAGAUGUCGAUACAAUGAGAGCUGAAAGAGAAUCAAGAACUGAAUCUAAACAUAGAAGUAACAGUGUCGCUAAAAAUCAACAAAUGUGGGAGGAGAUGGUCCAAGGUACUGAUUCUGGAAAAUUAUGCGUACUGCGUGCGAAGAUGAAUAUGGACUCUGAUAAUGGAUGCAUGAGAGAUCCGACCAUAUACAGAUGUAAACCAGAAAAACAUCCGAAAACUGGAAACAAGUACAAUGUCUACCCCACGUAUGACUUUGCAUGUCCUAUUGUGGACAGUUUGGAAGGAGUUACUCAUGCGUUACGUACGACAGAAUAUCACGACAGAGAUGAUCAAUUUUACUGGUUUAUUGAUAAAUUGGGAAUCAGGAAACCUUAUAUCUGGGAAUACAGUCGAUUGAAUCUUCAAAACACCGUUCUCAGUAAAAGGAAAUUGACGUACAUUGUGGAUAAUGGAUAUGUGGACGGAUGGGAUGACCCUCGAUUCCCAACAGUUCGUGGCGUUCUAAGAAGAGGAAUGACUGUAGAAGGAUUAAAAAGCUUCAUCGUUGCACAAGGGUCUUCCAAAUCUGUUUGUUACAAUGGAUGGGACAAAAUGGUCUUUCAAUAAAAAGUCAUUGACCCUAUUGCACCACGGUUCACUGCACUUGUGAAAGACACUGUUGUAGUUGUCAAUAUUUCUGAUGCGAAAGAAGUCAAAGCAGAAGCAGCGAAACAUCCCAAGAACCCAGACAUUGGUAAGAAGAUAGUCUGGUAUGGACCGCAAGUUUUGGUUGAAAGAGAGGACGCCGAUGCAUUUGAGGAGGGAACUGACGUUACUUUUAUUAACUGGGGAAACAUAAGAAUUCAGAAGAUCCAUAGAGACCAAAAAACUAAUCAGGUGACCAGUAUUGAUGCCAAGCUCAAUCUCGAGAACCGCGAUUACAGAAAAACUCAGAAAGUGACAUGGUUGACUGACUCCGAUGCUGCAGCUCCCAUCCCUGUUACUUGCGUACAUUUUGAACAUAUUAUUUCGAAACCUGUUCUGGGCAAAGAUGAUGAUUUCAAGAACUUCCUGAACACUGAUUCAAAGAAAGAAAUUCCCAUGCUUGGAGACCCAUCUUUAGCCGACCUCAAGGAAGGUGACAUCAUACAGCUGCAAAGGAAAGGAUUCUAUAGAUGUGACGUGGCUUAUGUAUCACCAAGUAUUCACACGUCAGUAUCGGCACCAUGUGUAUUAUUCCACAUACCGGAUGGACACACAAAAGAAAUGCCGACGUCCGGUGUCAAAGAUGCCAAGAAAUCUAAAGCCACUGGGGGUUCUUCAUCUAGCAGUGGGAAAGGCUCAAAAAAACAACAAGCAAAGCAAGAUUCAUCGUCAGGAGACAGUGCUGCGUCUUCUGAUUCUCCUGAAGCUCAGAAACUAUACGAGGAAGUUACGAAGCAAGGAUCUGUUGUCAGAGAUUUAAAAACAAAGAAAGCUGAAAAGUCUAAAGUAGACGAAGCUGUUAAAACACUUCUGGAUUUAAAAACAAAAUACAAAGCAGCAUCUGGAAAAGAUUACAAACCAACACCAGCUGGGGGUCAAACAAAAUCUGCUGACCCUAAAAAAUUAUCUAAAGUCGGGGAGGAAUUGUUUAAAAAAGUUGAAAAACAAGGAGAGGAAGUGAGGAAAUUGAAAUCUGCGAAAGCAUCAAAAGAUCAAAUCGACAGCGCUGUAAAACUACUUCUAAGUUUGAAAGCUGAUUAUAAAAAAGAAACCGGAAUUGAUUAUAAACCUGCUGCAUCCACUGCUCAACCUGCUAUGAAUAAGAAGCAAGAGGCACAAAAACCUGAACCAAUGGCAGAGACAGCAGAAUCUCAAGCAAUCGUCGAUAAGAUCACGUCACAAGGUGACAAAGUUCGUCAACUUAAAUCGAGCAAAGCAGCUAAGGGUGAAGUUGAUGCAGCUGUAAAAAUUCUUCUCGCUGCCAAAGCGGAAUAUAAGACACUCACAGGUCGAGAUUACAAACCUGCUGCUGGGGGAGGAGCUCGGGGUGACGGGAAGAAAAAAGAACAGAAAACUCCGCAAAAGAAAGAAGAAAAGAAACCAACAAAACAGGAACCAAAACAAGAUGAUGCUGAGAGCGGAGUCAAGAAACAAACAAGACUUGGUCUAGAAGCAACUAAAUCAGGCGAUCUCGCAGACUGGUAUUCUCAAGUCAUCACAAAAUCAGAGAUGAUUGAAUAUUAUGAUAUCAGUGGCUGCUACAUUCUACGUCCUUGGUCAUAUGGAAUAUGGGAGAGAAUUAAGCAUUUUUUCGACACUGAAAUCAAGAAGUUGGGAGUUGAAAAUUGUUAUUUUCCAAUAUUUGUUUCACAAGCUGCUUUGGAAAGAGAAAAGGAACAUAUCGCAGAUUUUGCUCCCGAGGUUGCCUGGGUAACAAAAUCUGGCCAAUCAGAACUCGCCGAGCCAAUCGCAAUUCGUCCUACCUCUGAGACUGUGAUGUAUCCGGCAUAUGCUCGAUGGGUACAGUCACACAGAGAUCUUCCUCUGAGAUAUAAUCAAUGGUGCAAUGUUGUGAGAUGGGAGUUUAAACAUCCACAACCAUUCUUAAGAACAAGAGAAUUCUUAUGGCAGGAGGGUCACAGUGCAUUCGCUACUAAACCAGAAGCUGAGGAAGAGGUUCUUCAGAUUCUUGAAUUAUACGCCCAAGUAUAUGAAGACUAUCUUGCGAUUCCUGUUGUGAAAGGAAGAAAAACAAACAAAGAGAAAUUCGCUGGAGGUGACUAUAACACAUGUGAAGCUUAUGUGUCAACUAAUGGAAGAGCUAUUCAGGGUGCUACUUCACAUCAUCUCGGCCAAAACUUCUCAAAAAUGUUUGAUAUCAGCUUUGAAGAUCCAGUCAAGGUUGGAGAGAAAGAAUUUGCUUAUCAAAAUUCAUGGGGAUUAACAACAAGAACAAUAGGCGUCAUGGUGAUGGUGCAUGGCGAUGAUAAAGGCCUUGUGCUGCCACCUAGAGUUGCAAAUAUACAGGUUGUUAUUGUACCCUGUGGUGUCACCGCAACUUUAGCUGACUCAGCACGACAAGCUUUGUUCGACAAAUGUUCGGAUUAUGUGAAAAUAUUGAUUUCUGCAGAUGUCAGAGCUAAAGCUGAUAUCAGAGAUAAUUAUUCUCCUGGAUGGAAAUUUAAUCACUGGGAAUUGAAGGGUGUGCCAAUCAGAAUAGAGGUUGGACCUCGAGAUAUGAAGCAAGGAGUGUUUGUUCUGGCUCGUCGUGACACCGGUGAGAAAACAACUGCCAAGGAAUCAGAUUUAGCUGCCACUGUCAAGACAAUGUUGGAAACAAUUCAGACUAGCAUGAAGGCAAAAGCAUCAAAAGAACUGGAAGAGAACAUGGUUGUUGCUGAUACUUGGGAUGAAUUUUUAAAGCAUUUGGACAAUAAGAAGAUUAUCCAAGCUCCUUUCUGUGGGGAAGAUGAAUGGGAAGAUUGGAUCAAGAAAAACAGUGCAAGGGACCAAGAUGUUGUUCCGGGUGCUCCAUCUAUGGGUGCAAAAAGUUUAUGCAUUCCAUUCAAGCCAUUGAAACAACUCGCACCUGGACAGAAAUGCAUCACUCCUUGCGGAAAACCUGCAAAAUUUUACUGCUUGUUUGGAAGGAGCUAUUAAUUUAGAUAAUUAUAGAAUUAUACGCUGAUAGCGUUUUGGUUUGGAUAGAAGCAAUUGUUGAUAUAUGUGAUAUUUGCUAUAGAAUGUAUGUUGGCUGUUGUAGGCUUAUUGCUUUCAAUUUAGAAUGCUGGUCAAGUUGGAGAUGCUUCAAUAUAUUUUUAGGAAAUUAGUAUAAUUAGGUUCUAAAAUUGUUCGCCAAAAUAUACUUCAAAUCAUGAUG